AUGUGUGACUUUGUCAAAAACUAUUAUAUCUACUCAUCCUGCAUGGACCCUGGAACACAUUUUUGCAGAAUUUCCAUCGAUGGGAGCCCAAAGUAUUCAUGUUCAAAAGGACCCCAUGAGCGCUAUAUUAUACUGCCCGAGAGCUGUCCGUUAUGUGGCAGUUGA
Messenger RNA from Fusarium oxysporum Fo47, 165 nucleotides. RefSeq lists its product as uncharacterized. The transcript has a single exon. Lineage: Eukaryota; Fungi; Ascomycota; Sordariomycetes; Hypocreales; Nectriaceae. The record is from RefSeq and is a predicted model, not a curated record. Bases 1 to 165 code for a protein of 54 amino acids.